Xiphophorus hellerii (green swordtail) is the source of this 915-nucleotide messenger RNA. RefSeq names its product zinc finger BED domain-containing protein 4-like. NCBI's taxonomy places the organism in Eukaryota, Metazoa, Chordata, Actinopteri, Cyprinodontiformes, Poeciliidae. The transcript has 3 exons. Gene Ontology annotation, molecular function: protein dimerization activity. The record is from RefSeq and is a predicted model, not a curated record. The coding region runs from base 1 to 915 and encodes 304 amino acids.
AUGGCCUACUCUUCUGUAUCUUUAAGGGAGAAGCUUACACAAGUGCAGCUUCAGCUGGGCAUGCAAGCAACCAAGCUGAUGCAGGAGGUGGAAACAAGAUGGAACAGCACCUACUUGAUGCUGCAACGUCUGGUGGAGUUGAGGGAGCCAGUAGGAGCGGCAUUGGCUGGAUUACACACUGAUAUUCCCUUUUUCACUGACAUUGUUGUAGCGUGCCUUUCUUUAUUCUCUCCUUUCUAUCACGCCACCACGGAGCUCUCUGCAGAAGAACACGUGUCGGCAUCAAAAGUUAUCCCCCUCCUGAAGAUGUUAGAGAAAGCCCUUCAGGAGGAAGACACCAAGUCGGCACCUACAGUAGCAGUGGAAAUAGGAGAGCAGCUCAUCAGACAGCUCAGGGAGAAGCUGCACAUGCUCCAGUCAAUGAGCAUCUUGUCGCUGGCUACACUCCUGGACCCACGAUUUAAACUUAUAGCAUUUUUCAGCAACACAAAAGCUGCUGAAGCAGUGAAGCGCUUGACUUCAGAGUGUGCCACCGUCAUCCGACGGAACACAGAAGAGAACGCUCACGAGAUUCCUCAGGCUUCCACCUCUCAAGAAUUCACUGGAGGUAGCAGACUUUGGCAAAGAUUGGACACUAGUGUCAUGGAGGCAAAGAGGACUCAAAAUGUGUCAGCAGAUGCCACCGUAGAGGUCCAGCGCUACCUGUCAGAGGCAAACAUGAGCAGGCUGGAGAACCCCCUGGAGUACUGGGCUAAUCAUCGGUCACUGUACCCCAAUCUGUACAAACUUGCACUUAUUUAUUUAUGCACCCCGGCAUCAUCUGUGCCAUGUGAGCGUGUCUUUUCAAAGGCUGGAGAUUGGCGCCUCCUGGUGAACUGCAGGAUGAAGUUCAAAUUGAAGUUCGAAGGAGUUUAA